AUGCUUUCUGCCUACCAGUAUGUCAUGCAACGUAUUAUUACUAGCGAUGAAUAUUGGGUCUAUGCUUACGACCAGGAAACAGACCAUCAAUCGGCCGAAUAUCGUGGCGAAGUUGCGCCGAAAACGAAAAAAACACGGCAGAGUAAGUCAAAAAUCAAGAUUAUAUUGACAGUUUUCUUAGAUUAUCGAGGUGUAGUGCACUCCGCACUCCUACCGAUCGUCCAAACUGUCAACAAGGAAUACUAUUUGAGUGUUAUACGUCAUUUGCUUGAAACUAUUCGUAAAAAGAAGCCGGAAUUAGGUACCGAGAACUUUUGGUUUUUGCCCCACGAUAAUGCACCGUCACAUAUUGCAUUGUUUCUUCAUGAGUUGUCCUCAAAAUUUUCAACCAAUAUCGUGCCACAACCACCUUCUUAUUAA
Messenger RNA from Bactrocera latifrons, 420 nucleotides. Its product is annotated as histone-lysine N-methyltransferase SETMAR-like. Lineage: Eukaryota; Metazoa; Arthropoda; Insecta; Diptera; Tephritidae. The record is from RefSeq and is a predicted model, not a curated record. The transcript has a single exon. The coding region runs from base 1 to 420 and encodes 139 amino acids. Gene Ontology annotation, molecular function: nucleic acid binding.